ACGGAAGCUGACAACCUUCAUUCAGUGAAUAGUACUGGAAGUAAUAGGACGUGCUCUCGUUUCAACUUUUGUGUUUUUCGCUGAGUUUUUCAGUUUAUUUAACAAUCCCAUCAAAAAAAGUUCAUAAUCAAAAUGAAGGAAGGAAAUAAGCAGGUGGAGAAACCAGUGGCAACUGAUGCCAAUUUGGCCAUCAAAAUGCGUCCGGAGAGCCGUGGUCCCAUGGCCCAGAAACUGAAGGAUGUGAAGGAUCAGAAGCCGCACUUCAAUGAGAUGGCCAAUGGACUGGAGGCCCUGGUGACUCCAGUAAGCAGUGCCGUAAUGACUUCGAAGGCCAAGGAUUGUAACCUAAAGCUGAAGAGGAUGGCUCCAUUUAAGUUGAACGCUUCGCCGGGCAGUGUUCCUCUACUGGACACUUCUCAGCUGAAACGUAUCUUGGAUAAGAUGCCAUCCGUGGAGGCUACCCAGCAGCUUGAGGCGCAGUUCAGCGAGGACCAGAUCCGACACGCCAUAGAUCUCUGCCAGCAUUUCACCAGACAGCUCGGCUCCCAGAUCGAGGUUGUGGUCGGCAUAGAGCCCCGUAGCUUAGUAGCCACACCUGAACCCAUGGAAACCGAGGAAGUGGCCGUUGCCGAGGUGCCUCAGGAGGUGUUCGAGCCCAUAGACCAACUGGAUCCUUUGGAGAUGACACAGGAGGAUCCGGAGCUGCCGGAAUCGGAGCAAUUGCAUCAGGCGGAGCAGCCCGAAUUGUCGGAGAUUCUAGAGCUUGAGGAGCAACCCGAUGGAACCGGCCCAAUGGGCUACAUGGAGUCCACCAUGUUCUUACUUCAGCCGGACGGGAGUUAUAACCUCUACACUACUCAAGAGCCAAUCACCGAGGAGAUGCAGCCAAUGUCUGUGCGCCAGAUCGGCAUUGACGACGGCCCCUUGAUCAUCCUAACCGGGGGCGAUGGCCCGGUUCACUAUAAUGCCACUGACACGGUGGCCAUCGACAUCAACGAAUCGUCUGUUUACAUCCUAGACACGGAGGAGAGUGUUGUCUGCUAUGUGGAGGAUAGCGAGGGCAAUGUACACCUCGACAUGGACAGCUUGAUUGAAUACCUGCCGGAGGAGCAGGACGCCACGGUGGAGACGGUGAGCAGCAAUGGAGUCUACACAGCUUCACCGAUAGGUAUGAUGCCCAUACCACCGCCGUCACCACCUGCAACAGAGGCUUUGUCGGAAGGAACCCCUGUGAUUACAGCAUUACUAGUCGAAGGCCCUGUGUUGGAAACAGGUGUGAUGGAUGCUUCCGUAAUGGCAACUGCUGGGAUGAUGGCUCCUGUGAUGGCUGCACCUGUGAUGCCUGCUCCUGUGAUAGCAGCUCCUGUUAUGGAAAAUGCUGUAAACGAAAAACCUGUGAUGGAGGAACCUGUUCCAAGCACGAGCGCCCGUUGUAAUACAGGUAAGAUGAAGGUAGACACCUUUGAUGCAGUCGUGGAACCCCCCCUCUCCCAGGCGCCAAAUCCAGGGCAUCCAAAUGGAUCCUCCCCGCCCGAGGAGGAAGGGAAGAGAAAGCGCCACAUUCCCUGGGAUCAUGAUUACGCUAAAUGCACCUGGGAGACGAUCCAGGGUUUUACGGAUUAGAGAUCCAUCAAGAGCCUAUUUUUUUUAACAAAAUGUAAUGUAAAUGAAAUAUUUUUAACACCAUAAUGUACAAUUAUGUAAUAAAUACCUCAUAAAGUAAUGAA
Messenger RNA from Drosophila ananassae, 1727 nucleotides. Its product is annotated as fibrous sheath CABYR-binding protein. NCBI's taxonomy places the organism in Eukaryota, Metazoa, Arthropoda, Insecta, Diptera, Drosophilidae. Bases 133 to 1623 code for a protein of 496 amino acids. The record is from RefSeq and is a predicted model, not a curated record. The transcript is spliced from 2 exons.